Messenger RNA from Chara braunii, 2295 nucleotides. NCBI's taxonomy places the organism in Eukaryota, Viridiplantae, Streptophyta, Charophyceae, Charales, Characeae. The record is from the annotation of a GenBank genome assembly.
UCAGUCCUGUCAGGCGUGAAAAGUAGGGAGCAGUUCUACUUGCAUCUAUUUCUACCCUAUUGCUGCUAGAAGAGGGGAAAAUGUCCUACUUCUGGAAGCCUGGAGUGAAGCAGCCUGACCAACCUCCCUUGUCUCGCAGGAUCCACAGAGAUUUUGAUGACGACAACGACCAGGAUGUUUCCCUUCUUAGUAGUCGGUCAUCUCUGUAUGGGCCGAAUCAGAGCCAGAGGCUUCCGGUUCAUGAAUAUCGCAAGGCUAUUCUGUAUUUGGUGGAAAAACAUGCUACAACUGUGAUUGUGGGAGAGACAGGAAGCGGCAAAUCCACCCAGAUCCCUCAGUUUCUGUACGAAGCAGGCUGGGCUGCUGGUGGGAGGCAGAUUGUCUGCACACAGCCUCGUAGGGUGGCAGUGCGGACACUUGCUGCACAUGUUGCGGAACAGAUGGGUGGCUCUGAAGUUGGCUAUGCUGUUCGGUUUGAGAACGCAACAUCAGAAAACACACGUAUCAAGUAUGUCACUGAUGGGUUGCUUAUACAGGAGAUGAUGGAGAACCCCCUCCUUUCUUCGUACGGAGUUAUUAUGGUAGAUGAAGCCCAUGAGAGGAGUCUGGCAACUGACUUGCUGCUGGGUCUAUUGAAGAAGGUGCAGCGGAGAAGGCCGGACUUGAGGCUCGUGAUCUGCUCAGCGACUCUUGAUGCGAAGGAGAUUGCAGAUUAUUUCGAUGCCACAGAGCAUCACGGCGGGAACACGCGGUCUGUGGCGGACAGAACGGAGGAGGAGGAGGAGGAGGAGGACGGGGAGAAGAACGAGGAUUCUCGUGAUGCGCGGAAAACUUGCGACCUUCCAAGCAAGAAGCCGGCGAUACUCUCUGUGGAAGGCCGUGCAUAUCCUGUGGAAAUCCUUUAUCUUGAAGAGCCGACGAGCAACUACCUUCAGUGCGCUGUGACAACUGUGAUAAGAAUUCACCAGGAAGAGCCACUUGGCAGCAGUGGGGACAUCCUCGUCUUCCUGACUGGUCAGAAGGAGGUGGAGACUGCAGCGCAGAUGAUCCACGACGAGAUUCACGAACUGCCACCUAAUUCUAGGAGCAUCAUCCCCCUCCCUCUCUAUGCAGGUCUUCCGAAGGACGAAGUGGAUAAGGUGUUUGGUUCUCCCACAAGGAGAGGGCACAGGAAAGUCGUCCUUUCAACAAAUGUUGCGGAAACAAGUGUGACCAUGGAAGGGAUCGUCUACGUUAUUGAUUCAGGCUUUGUGAAACAGAAGUUUUAUGACCCGAUAAGAGGGGUGGAGUCGUUGAUGGUCGUGCCGAUCUCCAGAGCCUCUGCAAAGCAGCGGGCCGGGAGGGCCGGACGCGUGCGUCCAGGGAAGUGCUUUAGAUUGUAUACAGAAGAGUACUUUCAGGAAUCAAUGGAACCCCGGAGCAUUCCCGAAAUGGAAAGAAGCGAUCUGACAGCCACCGUCCUGCAGCUCAAGGCACUCGGAAUCGACAACAUCAUGAGGUUUGACUUCUUGUCUCCUCCACCUCCAGAGAUGAUGAUCAGAGCCCUAGAGAAGCUGUACGGCAUCGGCAUUCUCGGGCGCGAUGCGCGCCUAACUCCCCUUGGCACACGAAUAGCCGAGGUGAUACCACAGGAACCGAUGCUUGCAAAAAUGCUCAUCGCGUCCGGGGAGAUGGGGUGCUCGGAAGAAGUGCUCACCAUAGCAGCGGCGUUGUCAGUUCAAAGGUUGUGGUUCUCGGCAAGGAAUUCCCCUCGUGAACUUGACGCUGCAAAAAGCCGCUUUGCGGUUGGUGAAGGUGAUCUUGUCACCUACCUCAACGUGUACGAAGGGUUUCUUCGGUCGAAGAAGUCCAGCAAGUGGUGCCAUGAGAACUGCCUCAACUACCACAAUGUCUCCAAAGUCGCUGACAUCAGGUAUCAGCUCUGCAGAAAGUUGAAGAGGCUUGGAGUGCCUUUCAACUCAUGUGGGACAGAACUCGAAAAGGUAAUGAAAUGCAUCACCGCUAGUCUCUUCAUGAAUGCUGCACGACUUCUGCCAGAUGGAGACGGCCGAACAUACCAAAGCAUCCAAGGGGGCAACCUCUUUCACAUACACCCUUCUUCUGUUCUGUCUAAAAGCACUCCCAAAUGGGUAGUGUACUUUACUUGCAGGGCUACAGACGAGGCCUACAUCGUUGAUGUCAGUACCAUCAAAAUGGAAUGGCUAACGGAACUAGCGCCUCACUUCUAUCAGUCGAAGGAGAAGGGAAAGAUGGCUGUCUGACAAGGUUAUGAACUAGUUCCGUGUGGCUUCAUCU